AGAGCCAUGGUUUCUGACAUCAACUACUUAUGACAGAAUACUGACCGCCACACCCUUAGAACAGACCUAUAACCUAUACGGAACAUAAUCUCCAACCAUGUCCUACACCACUGAGGCGGAGGAAGCCGGAGCAUGUCCCCAUUUAUUGUCCACGUUUACGGAUGACGGGGUCAGAUCGGAUAUCCUUCAGAAAUACCGAACCGUUGUGUCAUGGGCAACAUCUCGUUCAUAUGAAUCCCAGCGACCGGCUAAGAAACGAAAACUUUCUACCCCACAAUGUGGUUCUUGUGGAAUCGCGUUAUCCCGGCCUUUUGUCUGCCUGCAUUGCUCAUAUUCCGGAUGUUGGUCCUUGUCCCACAUUCAAGGUCACCUCUCUGAAGCCGGACACCACUUCUGUGUUGACGCGAAGUCCGGCUCUAUAUUCUGCAGCGAAUGCGACGACUUCGUAUAUGACGCUAUUAUAUCCGACGUGUACAACUCCACGACACUUGCUUUGGAAGAGAAAUAUACGUCCUUUCAAGUGGCAAAGAAACGCCGUGAGCCCUUCCGGCCAUGGACUCCAAACGAUAAGGACACGGAAGCCCUUGACGGAGCCACGUCUUUGCCUUGCAUAGGUCGUCGGGGCCUGCUGAACCUGGGACAAACCUGUUUUCUCAACGUCGUACUACAAUCGUUUCUCGCGAACCCUCUUCUGCGCAACUACUUUCUCAGCGAUAAGCACAAUCAUAGGCUCUGCAGCAGGGGCAAGGAUUGUACCUGUUGCGAGAUGGAUACACUAUUUUCAGAGGUCUAUUCAGGGAACGAAGCACCUUUUGGCCCCACAACCUUCCUGUCGACGACAUGGCGUGCUUCAUCAGAACUGUCAGGAUACGCCCAACAAGACGCUCACGAGUGCUUUAUUUCCGCUCUGAAUCAGAUUCACGCCACAUCUCGUGGUUCAACAAAGCUGUCAUGCAUCUGCAUUGUCCAUUCGACGUUUGAUGGAUUGCUGCAAAGCGACGUCAAGUGCAAAAAGUGCGGCAAUGUCACAACCGCCACUGACCCAAUGUUGGACAUCAGUCUGGAGCUGAAGGGAAAAAUUGGAGAGAUUGGUCGGAACAACACCCUGGCCUCAUGUCUCCGAAGGUUCACACAACCUGAAGAGCUUGGAGCAACCGAGUAUAGCUGUGACAAGUGCGGAAGAUGUCCCGCGAGCAAGCGUCUGAGUAUACGAAAACUCCCUCCAGUGUUGAGCUUCCAAUUCAAACGAUUUGAAUACAAAUCAGCGGACCGCUCGUCCGCGCAGAAAAUCGAAGCCUCCGUUCGAUUCCCAGCAAGUCUAAAUAUGGCCGAGUAUACGACACUUGUCAUGAAGGCACAGGAAGGAGAACGGGAGAAGGGUCAGAAAACGGAAGGAUCUUAUCCCAGCUCGGACAUUGGUCCACAAGCGAUGUAUGAGUAUGACCUCUUUGCCGUCAUCUGCCAUGACGGUCAAAUCGACAACGGACAUUACACCUGUUUCGCUCGUUAUCAGGAUGAGUGGUACUACUUCGAUGACGAUAAAGUCACUCAUUCCUCCCUCGGGGCAUGCCUGAAGUCGCAGGCCUAUAUGUGUUUCUACGUCAAGCGGCGUCUCGACUAUAAGCCGUACGUAACCCCGUCGUAUGUCGUCGCACGGGAAGCGGAGGCUAUCAAGGAAAAGGAACGAGAAAGGGAAAGGGAGGCCGCGCUUACAAAGGAAGUAGACGACGCCUUGCUAGAGUACGUUACAGUCCGACGGUACUUAGCAUGAUACAAAAGUGGAAGGAAAAGCAAGGUAAGAAGUAUACAACUAGUGUGAGCAAUACUUGCGGUACUUGUUCCGCGCGAAUGGUGAGAGCAGUCUAACUGAAAGGGAAUGAAGGAAGCUCGAAGAUCGAAUAUGAGAAGAACGGAACCAAUCUAGAGAGACCUCAUCAAGGAAUAAUUUCCUUCAACUCGCCCUCAGCCACUCGAAUCUCAACAACCUCGACCUCGUACUCCAUCAUGGAGGAUGCCGCGGAUGACACAGAAGAGGAUACAAAACCGGCAGCAUUAGGAGGUGAGGUUGAAGCGAUGUCUUUGUGGCGCGAGGAAAAUGUGAAGUAAUGUCAGCAGAUCAAACACUGGGGAGACGAAGGAAGAGAAACGAACAUCUAUCCUUGAUAUAUGGUGGCACGAACAGGUCCUACGAAGCAGUAGAGUUAGUAAGCAUAUAUCUGAUAUAACAUUCAGAGUACUUGCCUGAUUC
Messenger RNA from Somion occarium, 2248 nucleotides. The record is from the annotation of a GenBank genome assembly. NCBI's taxonomy places the organism in Eukaryota, Fungi, Basidiomycota, Agaricomycetes, Polyporales, Cerrenaceae.